Messenger RNA from Glossina fuscipes, 922 nucleotides. RefSeq names its product dnaJ homolog subfamily C member 30, mitochondrial-like. The transcript has 2 exons. The record is from RefSeq and is a predicted model, not a curated record. The coding region runs from base 153 to 839 and encodes 228 amino acids. Lineage: Eukaryota; Metazoa; Arthropoda; Insecta; Diptera; Glossinidae.
ACAAACAGCUGCUAAAUGUUUUCGUUAUUUAUUUAUUUUUUUCUUAUACGAUUAUGAUAUAACAAAGUGAUUAACCGCUGUUUUGAUUGAGUAAACAAAACGUAUAAAUAAACUUUAUUUAUUACUAUGAGUUGUGGUGUUCCCAGAGAGACAUGAUAAACACACGGUCUCGUAUGCUGCGCCAUGUAUUGGUCUUAAAUACAGCGCAAACUUCAGUUAAUUUUAGUAGCACUUCUGUGCUUCAUCAGAAUUAUUAUGAGGAUCUUGGUAUAUCAAAGAAUUCAACCAUUGGAGAAAUUAAGGCAGCAUACUAUAACCUAUCAAAACUUUAUCAUCCCGACAAGAAUCAAGGGAGCGAGGAGGCAGCAAAAAAGUUUCGAGCAAUCAAUCAAGCCUACGAGGUUUUAGGAAAUUAUAAACUACGAAGAUUAUAUGACAAAGGCAUUAUACACACAGCUGGUUCUCAGUAUGCCCAGAAAUCGCAGGAUAUUGUCGAUGACAUGGAACCAGAUAUUGAUGAUCCAUCUACAAAGUUCUACAAGUCACGUUUCACAAAGUCAACAGUAGCUGACAAUAAGGGACGGACACCUAUAUACAAUUUUGAUGAAUGGUCUCGCGCUCAUUACGGCCAAUCAUUCGAAAGACGCAAAACGGCGAAAGAAAAGCACGAUCGCCAGACAUACGAGGCAAAAGACCAAAAGCUGAUGAGUCAAAAUGAGUACCUGCUUUUGGUUAUAAUGAUAUUUACUUGUUUAGGUUACUACAAAUUUGCGACAGAAUCGUCUUAUGAUACACCUAAAGAUCAAACCAAAAGAACACAAAAAACAAACGAUGAAUAGUCGUAAAUGAUGCAAAGGACAACAUUAAACUACGACGUCGUUAAUGAUUCUGUGAUUUGUAUUAUAUUUUAGGACAAUUUCUA